UGAUAGGUACCUAAGUUAUACAUACCUUAGGUUAGGUACCUCUAGGUAGUGACCUGGUUUCUGGUAACGACUUGUUACCACACUAGCCACUUCAGCCACCACAUCAAAUUGGAUUGAGGGGCGAAAUGUUCAAAUGUUGUCAUCAAUUAGGACCAGUUUUUAUCCCAUCCAUCUAUCGAUCCAUCCUACGCCAAAAUUGAUCUAAAUGCUCGUUUAACUUGUCUCAACUACAGUCAACCCUGCAACUGGAACUCUACUAGCUUACUACCUAACUUUACUACAGAUAUCUACCUCUUUUCAAUAAAUACAUAACUCCCCUAUUUUAACAGGACAUAGCUAGAUAGUAAUCCUCAGCAAAGAACAUGAAUGAAGGCGAAUCCAAAAAUGGCACCAGCUAUCUGGCUCGCCUCGAGCAAUUUCUCCAAUUUGAUAAAGAAAGAGAGGAUAUGAUUAAAGAGUUAAUAGCUAAAAAUGAGGAUCUCGAGAAGCGGCUCGAGGAUAAAUGUAAAGAAUACGAUAAUGAGGUUCAAACGCGCACUAUAUACCAGACUCGAGCCAAUGACGCUACCAUAAAGCUCACUGAUAUUAGACAUAAAAUGGAUGUUACUUCUUUUGCUAUUGCUAUUAUCGACGGCGACGGCGCCGUUUUUCGUGACGACUGGAUUAGGAAAGGCGAAGACGGCGGCGCCAUGGCCGCUCACCAGUUACGCGACGACAUCAAGAACCAUCUUAAAGAAUCUUACCCGGACGUUAACACCGAGACCUGGCAUAUAAUGGUUCAGGUCGUUCUUAAUCUCGAGGGCCUUUCCAGAAAGCUUUUCUGCGUCGACCUCGCCAAGAGCAUGAGCGACCUAUCCACUUUCGCUCGCGGCUUCAGUCGUGCUCAGGGGCUUUUUUCUUUUAUCGACGUUGGCAAGGGCAAGGAGCAGGCCGACUUUAAAGUUCGCGAAACUCUGCGGUUGAUGGUGCAUAACCUUCAGUGCAAGCAUAUUAUCUUCGGGCCUUGUCAUGAUAAAGGCUAUAUCGUGGAACUUAGGCCUUAUCAGCUUGACACCUCGAUCUGCAACAAGAUCAGUCUGCUUGAAACUACCCAGCCCCCGCGCGAGUUCAGCGAGUUGGUGUUUCGCAGGGUCAAGUUUAACCAUGUCUUCCGUUCUGAACUCCUUCCCGAGGGCUGGCUUCCGCCAACUCCCCCGAUGUCAACAGGCAAGCCGGCCCCGGUCACCCUGGCAUCACCAGCUAAGCCGAUCAACUACACCGGCAUCGUGUCUUCGUGGACCACCACGCUGCCGUUCGUCAACAGUUUCAUGAAAUCCCCGACUUCGUCGAUGAAAUCCCUAAAGGCGUCUCACCGCAGGUUCUACUACGUCAACGCCUCGGGCCAGCGCGUCGACGAGCCGUUACCGCCGGUCGACGCCUACUCCGAGCAGCGCUUCAAAGAGCGCUGCGAGGAAGAAGGGAACAGGAAGCCCUGCAACAAGUACCACCUACACGGUCUCUGCGAGGAAAACUCGUGCAUGUAUUACCACGGGGAGCCGCUCGGCCUGGGCGAGCAGCUUAUCUUACGCAUCAAGGCUAGAGGCUCCUUGUGCAAUUAUAAGAGCUCCUGUAAGAACGCCGACUGCUACUGGGGCCACCAUUGUAAGUACCAGAAGUGUCCGUGGCUUAAUUGCGCCUUUGCUAGCACGCACGGGAUAGACAUGGUUCCAGCAGAGAAAAUUUACGAAGAUGGCUCACGAGAGCUUUUGUCUUCCCAGAACACAUGAAGAACCGAUAUAUACAUAGGGGCUCACGCAGAAAUUUAGCCUUCGUCGCUAUUGGAUUUACUUGCACGUAUCUAAAAUCAAUCGGUGUAUUAAGAAAUAGUAAUAGUAGUAUUAGUGAAUGUUCUUUAUUUUAUUUUUGCCUACCUGUUAUUAGGACAGAGUAACUAUAGAGAAGUUAUGAUAUUGUAGAAUUCUCAGAGAAUGGUCCUUGCCGGGCCUAAGCUGCAAACCCUAUAAUAUAGGUGUACCUGCUUGGGUCCGCUUGGAACUUUUCUUCGAAAUCGUCUUCGGACUCGUCUUUUGGUUCCUCUUUGGGUUCGUCUUUGGAUUCAUCCUUCGGCGUAUCCUUUGAUUUGCCCCUCGACUUGU
Daldinia caldariorum is the source of this 2135-nucleotide messenger RNA. RefSeq lists its product as uncharacterized. Gene Ontology annotation, molecular function: metal ion binding. The transcript has 3 exons. The record is from RefSeq and is a predicted model, not a curated record. The coding region runs from base 363 to 1766 and encodes 467 amino acids. Lineage: Eukaryota; Fungi; Ascomycota; Sordariomycetes; Xylariales; Hypoxylaceae.